Encephalitozoon romaleae SJ-2008 is the source of this 3159-nucleotide messenger RNA. Its product is annotated as RING Zn-finger domain-containing protein. The record is from RefSeq and is a predicted model, not a curated record. Gene Ontology annotation, cellular component: RQC complex; cytosol. Gene Ontology annotation, biological process: ribosome-associated ubiquitin-dependent protein catabolic process; rescue of stalled cytosolic ribosome. The transcript has a single exon. Lineage: Eukaryota; Fungi; Microsporidia; Unikaryonidae. Bases 1 to 3159 code for a protein of 1052 amino acids. Gene Ontology annotation, molecular function: ubiquitin protein ligase activity; ribosomal large subunit binding.
AUGAAUCCAUUUUCUGAGAACAUGCAGUUCGAUUCCAGGCUCUAUGAGGUAGUUUCUAGAAUCGGAAAGAAAAAUGACAAGACAAAGAUUAAGGGACUUCAUGAGCUGAGAGAUAUACUAGACACCAUUGACGUGGAAGGAAACAUAGAUACACUGCUGGAAACAAUAGAGGACACCAUAAAGUCUCAGGACCUACAAAUCAGAAAUCUGUCAAUCGACGUGCUUUACAAGCUUCUUUCUUCUGUGAACGAAAGGUCGAAGUUCAAAAGGGUGCUUUCGAUUUGGCUUUAUGGAUUCAUAGAGAAUCCUGAACAUGCCACUUCAAAGCAGAUAUUCAAUGAGUUUGUCAAUAUAGAGGAAAUAGAGGAUGAGUUUGUACAGAUGGUAAAUUUCAAGGAAAACCCUGUGUUAGGGCUAAUAUGCUUGAGACUAUUAGUGAAGAGGGGAAGGAAAGACUACUCAAGGAUGAUUGCAGAAAAUGUCAAGUAUCUGAGUCUGAAUUCAAGCAGGGAGUUAAGGGAGGUUUAUAAUUUAUGCAAGGAAUUAGGAAGAGUCAAUGAACUGUAUGAAAAGAUUGUCAUGAUAAAGGGACCCAGCCUCAUGAACUACAAAUGGAGGCUCCUACUAGAUAUAUUUAAUGCAUUGCCGAAGUGCAUUGAGAAUGAUGGGAAGUAUCUUGAUAAUGAGGUGCUUUGCAAGGCAGUAGAGAGGCUAGAUUCUUGCGAUGAUAUACUUGUGAGAAAUGUUGACUCUCUCAGAAUAGUCUUUCCUAAGGUUAAGGACAAGAGGGGGUAUAUGAGAAGAUACCUAGAGCGUGGGUCUAUAGAAAGAUUAUGUAUCCUCGAAUUCUUUGACGACUUCCAGUUUCUGAACGAGAAUGUGAGUUUUGAAACGGUUAACAAGCUGGUUGAGAAUGUGAUAAAAAUCCAUUUCCAAAGAAAUCAGGAUGUAGAGGAGAUCGUUACUAGAAUGAGUAUGGAAAGCUUACCAAGAAAUCUGUCCUCCAAGUCUGAAGAAAACCAUGAGCACACUAGUCCAAAUGGGAAGAAAAGCAUUCUCAAGACACUCCUAUCCUCCCUCGAUGGGCUUUGCGGAAAGAGGAAGAUAAUCAGGGGAGACAUUCUUGAGAUAGAGCUUGAUCCACAUGAGUUUACCAAAGAGGAAAUAGAGGAUGUCUUUCAACACUCUGUGAAUGUGUUUCCGAAAGAUUAUAUAUUGAAUUCGUCCUUUAGUUGUGAUCUUCUUCCUUUAGUACUGAAGUAUCCUGAAGAAGUGGGAGAAGAAAGAAUAAGGAAGACGAUAUGUAAAGAUAAUCUUCACCUCUUCAUCCCUGUAUGUAAAGACUUAGAUUUUUUAAGGUCGCUGAUGUCUUCAUAUGAUAACAAGUCUAUGAUAGAGAUCUAUCUGUCUUCGGAUAUCCCCCCGGCCCUGGAUCUUGAUUUCUAUUACAGGCUUGGAGACGGAAUACCUAGGCCUAGAACUAUCGACUACAAUAGGAUUCUGGAGAGGUAUUUGGAUUCUAACUUUAUAAGAAACAUCAUCACGAAUGGCGUGGCCAACAGAGUUGAAUUGUAUAAUGCAGUUGUCUCCUAUCUAUCUUUGGCAGAGAUUCCAAUUAGCACUAGUUAUACAAGUCCAUUUUAUGAUUUAGAUGAAUGCUUUUAUGGAAAUGUCAAGAUCAGAGAGCAAAGCCGUGUUAUACUGAAUCUCAAGAAUGUGUAUACAAACAUCUACGAAGGAGCAGACGAAGCGUUUCUGCUUCUUCUCUUGGAUGCCAUGUGCGACGACGAAGAUGAAUCUUUAGAUCAGGAGUUGAAAGACAAGGGGUUACCUGGCGGCAAGAAGGGACUGGGUGAAUUUAUUCUUCAGGACGGGUCUGCUGUUGAGAGAUGGAGAAGCACAGACUUGGGGAUAAAUCAGCAUUUUAUAGAAAAGGUGUUUUUCGACUUAAAUCUUCCAUCUAGAAGAUGUGGCGGUAAGAAAAUUGAAGAGCUUCUUGAGUAUGGAGGCCCACGUGCAAUUGACUAUAUUCUUAGAAAGUAUAGCGUUCCGGCACAGUUCAUUCCAUCCGUUGAUUUUUCUUAUCUCAGCAAUGAAGCCUUGACUUAUGCUGUAAGCGUUCUAGAAAAUGCAUCGAAGAAGGGACUCCCAAUCAGUCUCACCGAAGUACCACCGGAAGACCAAAGGAUCCAUCCCUCUGGAGAAGAGGGGGUUGUGGAUGACCAUCUUCUGAUGUCUAUCUCCAGAUCAAACUUCAAGAAUCUUAAAACUCUUGGCCUAGAAGACAUAGCUCGGAUAAUAGAAAAGGAUCAACUUCUAUCAAGGAAAGAGUAUCAUAAAGAAAGAUACACUAUCUAUUCUCCACUACUAAGGAGAAUAUACAAUCGCAUAGCAGACUCCAUACUCAACAUGUAUAGCAUAUCAAGACUGGACACAAACUCUAUUGAUGACGAGGUCUAUGAUCUUCUUCGAGAAUGCUUCCUUGGGUCUGUAGGCUUGUUUUGGGAUUUCCUUCUGAACUCCCUGUUGAUUGUCAGGAACAUUAGAAUCAAUGCCUUUUUCGAGAAGAUGAUUAAAGAAAAAGAAGAGUGGAGGGCGUUUCUUCUGGAUGCAGAUCUCAAUCAAAGAUCUCUGUUUGCUUUUUUGUUUCCCAAUCUCUUUUCAGCCAUUCCAAGGAUGGAGGUGAACUUGGACUCCUUUAUAUUGGAGGAAGCCUCUAGAACGAUAGCAGAUGUCACGGUUAAGACCCAGAAGCUUACCAAUGGAUUCGAUAUUAGAAUUUCCUAUACAGCUGAGGGAACUUUGUUUAAAGCCCUGGUGUCUAUCCCAUCAGACUAUCCAUACAGAAAACCUGUAUUUACUUCUGAAAUCGGAAGAAAGAGCCUUCUCAACCUCAAGAUCAAUGAAAUGAUCAAGAAAUGCUCGAAGUUCAUGGAGCUUAUUGGGCUAUGGAAGGUUAAUAUUGAUGAAAAGAUCUCUGGCCAUAAGGAGUGUCCUAUAUGUUAUCUUGUUAUAGACCUCCACGACUCAUCUUUCCCAAAUAGUCAAUGUAAGGCAUGCAAGAAUAAAUUCCAUGCUAGAUGUAUUGCAAAGUGGGUUGCAUCCGGGACAAGAAGUAACUGUCCAAUAUGUAGAAUGCCCAUGGAAAAUGUAUCAUGA